Molecule: messenger RNA, 585 nt
Organism: Helianthus annuus (common sunflower)
Lineage: Eukaryota; Viridiplantae; Streptophyta; Magnoliopsida; Asterales; Asteraceae
Product: ATP-dependent DNA helicase PIF1-like
Exons: 5
Coding region: 1-585 (194 amino acids)
Source: RefSeq, a predicted model, not a curated record
AUGGCUCCAGCGUUUGUGAAGGUCAUUUAUGAUGCUUCACCGUCAUGUCUGUCGUUGCCGCCGUUUUACAAUGAUGGCGCUGGAAACUUAGGCUAUCCUGUUGGGCCUGUGAUGUUGAGAACAAGUUCUCAGCUCUGGCAUCGUUUCCCACAACAUUUUGUUGAGAAUGUGCCGUUACUUGAUGUUCAAGCGAUGACCGUUCAGACUAUGAAUGGUGUUUCUAUAGUUUUGGAAAUGCGUUCCGAGCGUGCACAUGGAGAACCAAGUUAUUUUCUACUUGAUGUUAUUGCUUUCACUACAACAUUCCUUUCACCUUCAGACAAAAAGAUUCCUUUUGCGUUUCAAAGGAGGCAAUUUCCGAUAGCUGUGUGUUUUGCGAUGACUAUCAACAGAAGUCAAGGGCAGUCGCUAUCAAGGGUUGGUCUGUACUUGAGACAACCUGUUUUUACGCAUGGUCAGUUGUAUGUGGCUUUAUCAAGGGUAAAAACCAGAGACGGAGUCAAAUUGCUUAUAUUAGACAAGGACGGCAAACGUACCGAUAAAACAUCAAAUGUCGUUUAUAAGGAAGUGUUUAACAAAUUGUGA